Messenger RNA from Daphnia carinata, 1731 nucleotides. RefSeq lists its product as uncharacterized. The record is from RefSeq and is a predicted model, not a curated record. The transcript has 7 exons. The coding region runs from base 73 to 1323 and encodes 416 amino acids. Lineage: Eukaryota; Metazoa; Arthropoda; Branchiopoda; Diplostraca; Daphniidae.
AUCGAUCUUUGAACUAAACUGUCGGAUCCCACACCUAAAAACAUUGAGGAAAAUUCGAAGACGUUUGAUGACAUGGCAAAGGGAAAUCAGUCUAUUCUCGGAGAAAACAUGAGAAACGUACACUUCAGAUCGCGGACUUUUGUUUUAAUAGGAUUUGCGUUGGCGGGUUUCGCUAUCUUUAGUUACUGGGGUCUUUCUUCCCAAAAUAGCGAUCUCCAAGACAAAAUCGAACGUCUUGAAGAUAACCUCAACAUCGGUACGCGCAAGCAAAGAGAUCUAGAAGAUGAACUACAGGCCAUGGUUAAAAAAUCAAAUGACCUGCUGAAAGCUAAUGCGAAGUUGCAGUCUGAACUGCAGCAAAAGGAGAAUCUCAUUUCAGCACAGGGUGUCGAAGGUUCCCAAUGGCGUGAUAAGGUACGAAAUGCAGAAACAGAAGUCGAAAAGUUCAAAGCAGACAUUGCAGACAAGGUGAAAAAGUUACAAGAUCUGCAAAAACAAGUUGCGUCCUAUUCUCAAGAUAUUUUGUUUAAAGAAUCAAAAUUGAAUGAAGCACAAGAACUAAUCAAAAAGCUACAAAAGGAUCCCCUCAAUGUGCACAAUAUAACUGAUCAUUUAUCAAUGGGCCGUGCACCGGCCAUAGUAUCCGCCGCCGUUGGCGGCAUACAUGUACAUGAUCCGGCUGUAGAGGGAAUGAUCUUCCAUGGGGUUCCAUUACUACCCCAGGAACCCCCAAACGUACAGCGUCCCCGACCGUUGUUUAGUGUCAACACCCUCAACAAUCUGAAAGUCGCAAGCAGUAGCUCAGCUUCCCCGGUCGCUGAUUCUAACCUUGUCCUCGCAAAACCCAACAAUGAAAAAUCCGAUGAUGAUGUAGAAAAGAAGCUUGAAAAACGCCAAGAGAACGAACCGGUAGUGGGGAGGCCACAACUAGAGGAGAGUGCCAAUGCAGUGAAACCCGAUGAAGAACUGGAGCUGGUGGAUCCGAAAGAGAACGUGGUGGAACACCCAGAACCGGAGAACGAUGAGACCAAAUUCAAAGAAAUUCGAGAAGAAAUGGACAUUGGGGAAGUAGAUAAGAAUGCCGCGAACGCAGUGGAGAAUUCAAAGGAGCUGAACGAAGUCAAUGAAACCAACGUAAUCAACGAACCCAACCUAAUCAAUUCGCAAGGUGAAAACUUGGACGAAGAGCCCGCACUUGUAGAUACCAACCCACGAUUCCGUAACUUUAAGGCUCGUGUCAUGCACAAGAAAACGGAUGAAGAUAAUUUACCCGAAGAUCAGGAAGUCGAAAAUGAACACGAAGAUGACCGAGGAGACAAUUAAAACGUUGUGGUGCCAACCUCUUGUUGUAUUUGUUACAAGGAUUUCAUGUUAUCUUGUCACUUGUUUUUUUUAUGCGCCUUUUUUUUUUAAUCCAAUGAAUGUAUUCUCAUUUUCUUGUAUUAGUAUUCUUCCGCAAACCAUUUCUUGCAAAUUUUUUUUUUUUUUUCUUUGUGUAUCUAUCUUUCUCAUGCCUUAGGGUAACGGACGCAACAAUUGUCGAUUUGCGAUAGGUUAUGUCGGCUAUGUUUCGAAGUAUUGUUAUAAUACUUUUUUUUUUCUAUUAGGUUUUGUUACGUUUAUGUGUUGAAUGCAUCAAGUCGUACAAGACACAAGCUCACUUAUUAUCCUCAUACUGUAAUCGAGUCUCUUGUUACUCAGUCCGAUUAAUAUAUUAACAACUGAAAUCUA